Messenger RNA from Pelmatolapia mariae (spotted tilapia), 859 nucleotides. Its product is annotated as probable E3 SUMO-protein ligase RNF212. Gene Ontology annotation, cellular component: synaptonemal complex. The coding region runs from base 23 to 859 and encodes 278 amino acids. Gene Ontology annotation, biological process: reciprocal meiotic recombination; homologous chromosome pairing at meiosis; protein sumoylation. Lineage: Eukaryota; Metazoa; Chordata; Actinopteri; Cichliformes; Cichlidae. The record is from RefSeq and is a predicted model, not a curated record. Gene Ontology annotation, molecular function: SUMO transferase activity. The transcript has 12 exons.
UUGUUUUCCUGCAGGUUUUGAAAUGGCUUCCUGGGUUUGCUGCAAUUCCUGCUUUCUUCCUCGAAGUGCUGACCGCAAACUGGCGGUCACAAGCUGUGGCCAUGUCAUCUGUAGUGACUGUUAUCAGAGAGGCCAACCAGGCAGCUGUUUAAUCUGUAAUGCUAAAUGCCAACUGUCACCACUGUCUGACAAAAGCAGCCCUGGUGUGAAGGCCCUUUUCUCAAACAUCAAGGUGGUGGCAGCCAAGCACUUAACGGAAAUCAGCCAAGUUAUAAAGUACCAGGAAAAACAUCAAAAGAGGCUCUUCACUCACUACGAGCAAAGGAAUGAAAAGCUAGAGGAGGCAGUAGUGAGGAUGAAGCAAGAAAUGCAGCAGAUGACAAAGAAGCUGAAUGAACAGAGUGCCUACAUUGCUAAGCUGGAAAAUGCACUAAAGCUUCAGAGUACCAAAGCUUCAUCUGGGCACCAUAUGAGCCAUAGUUCCCAAACCCCACAUGGACAUAAACCAGUCCUACAGAUACCAUAUAACUCCUCUGUGUCCCUCUCACGACACUCUUCAGCUACUAAUGUCACUGAAAACAUGGAGGUGGAUCAAAGGAGUCUGUUCUGGAAACCUAACUCCGGCUCAUUUAUCAGAGCUUCACAAGAUGGAUGGACUGGCACCAUGCCUCACAGAUCGUCCAACCCAAACAUGUCAGCAAGUCACGCCGCAUGCUCAGCCACAGUGAGCCGUUUUCACGGAGGACCCCUUACCCCAGACGCGUCAUUCGGCCAGAGUUCUGGAUGGAAGUCUCCAAUCUUUAGACCACCGUCCUCCUCCAGGCACUCUAUGUCCUCACUGGUCUACCCACCUCCUUAA